UUUUUCCAUAUUUGUAGAGCAAGUCUGUGAUAAAAAUAUCAGUCUUGGCCAAGGGGUUCAAUAACACAGUUCAUAUCCAAGCCUUAAAAAUGAAGUUCCUGGCUAUAGUGUCCUUAAUUGUCAUUUUGAUUGGCAUUGUCCUGGCCCAAACUGAUCCCAUUUGUCGACUGGAACCUAUUCCCAUUGGACAAUGUGGCGAUAGCUUUGUGGGAUAUACCUAUAGUACCAUUCGGAACCGAUGUGUAAACUUUGCCGGAAGGGGCUGUUCCAUAACUGGAAACUUUUUCAACUCCAGGAAUGAAUGCGAGGAUCUGUGCAAGGAGUUCAAUAGUUUGAGAGAAGCCCCAUUCACUUACUUCUUCGAUCGAGCUGUGGAGCGAAUUCAGGAUAUUAUUUCAAGUUAUACCAUGAUACCAUUAUAAGUGUAAAUCCAGAAGAAAUAUAUGAAUAAAUAAAAUUCGGUGAUGUUAUCUA
Drosophila ananassae is the source of this 474-nucleotide messenger RNA. Its product is annotated as kunitz-type serine protease inhibitor homolog beta-bungarotoxin B6 chain. Lineage: Eukaryota; Metazoa; Arthropoda; Insecta; Diptera; Drosophilidae. The record is from RefSeq and is a predicted model, not a curated record. The coding region runs from base 90 to 422 and encodes 110 amino acids. Gene Ontology annotation, molecular function: serine-type endopeptidase inhibitor activity. The transcript has 2 exons.